AAUAACUUCCAAUGGAAUGAAAAAUGAUUGAAACACAACGACUGUAUGUCAGAAACACGAUCUUACGCUUACUACAAAACUGCAAGAACAUGAGAGAGCUCAAACAAAUUCAUUCCCAAAUCAUAACAUCCCCAGGCAUAUCCAAACCUGACCACUAUUUCCUAAUCUCCCGUUUCAUUUUUUUCUGCACAGUUUCUGAGUCGGGAUGUGUCAGCUACGCGACCCAACUUUUUCGACUCAUAGAAAACCCAAAUCUCUUUGUAUACAACGCUAUGAUCAGAGCUUACGCAACUAAAACCAAUGAGAAAAGUGGACCCAGUUCGUGUCGGUCUUUAAUUCUGUACAAGCAAAUGUUAUUUGAUCAUGUAUUUCCUGAUUGCAUUACAUUCCCAUUUCUUUUGAAGGAAUGUGUGAGGAGGGGUGAUGGUUUUGCAGGUCGAAGCAUUCAUGCCCAUGUUUUAAAAUUGGGGUUUCAUAGUGAUGUUUUUGUGCAAAAUUCAUUGGUUAGUUUGUAUUCAGAAUGUGGGUUUUUGAAUAUUGCGCUGAGGGUAUUUGAUGAGAUGUCUAAUAGGGACGUUGUUUCUUGGAAUUCGAUAAUUAUCGGCUGUUUGAGAAGCGGUGAGCUUGACUUGGCUUUGGAUUUAUUUAGGAGGAUGAAGGGGAGGAGGAAUAUUAUUACUUGGAAUUCGAUUAUAACGGGGUUUGUUCAAGGAGGGCGGCCAAGGGAGGCCAUAGAACUUUUCCAUGAAAUGCAGAUUUGGGGUGAGGACAUGGUUAGUCCGGAUAGGAUUACUGUUGCUAGUGUUCUUUCAGCUUGUGCUGCUGUGGGUGCGAUUAAUUAUGGGAAAUGGAUGCAUAGUUACUUGAACAGAAGUGGAUUGGAGUGCGAUAUGGUUAUUGGGACAGCAUUGGUGGACAUGUAUGGGAAAUGUGGAUGCGUGGAGAGAGCACUGGAGGUUUUCAGAGGGAUGCCUAAGAAGGAUGUAUUGGCCUGGACAGCUAUGAUUUCAGUGUUUGCUCUUCAUGGGUAUGGCAACGAGACUUUUGAUCUAUUUGCAGAGAUGGAAGCAGCUGGGUUGAGGCCUAACCCUGUGACUUUUGUUGGGCUGUUGUCAGCCUGUGCUCAUGCUGGCCUAGUAGAAAAAGGUCGCUGGUGCUUUGACAUGAUGAAAAGUGUUUACUUAAUUGAGCCGCAAGUCCAACAUUAUGCCUGCAUGAUUGUUGUUCUAAGUCGAGCUGGACACUUUCAUGAGGCAGAAGGGCUUAUUAGAAGUAUGCCUAUGGAGCCUGAUGUGUUUGUUUGGGGUGCCCUGCUUGGAGGCUGUCAAAUGCAUGGUAAUGUAGACUUAGGAGAGAAGGUUGCUUGGCAUCUGAUUGAUUUGGAACCUUCAACUCAUGCUUUCUAUGUCAAUUUGUGUGAUAUAUAUGCCAAAGUUGGUAAGUUUGAUGAUAUGAAGAAAGUUAGAGCUUUUAUGAAUGAGAAGGGGAUCAAGAAGGCAGUUCCAGGCUGCGGGAUGAUUGAAGUUGAUGGAAUUGUCCACGAAUUCUCGGUGAGAGGAUCAGCUGAAGUUGAAAUGGAGGGAAUACAUUGCGUAUUAAAUUGGUUAAGUAAUGAGAUGAAGAUGGAAGGGGGAUUGGUAGCUAUAAUAUUAGUCACUUACAUCAAAGAAUUUAUCUUGGAGGAUCGUCGGCCACCAGUGGCAGGGCCUAGACUGAAUCAACUGAUUCACUUCAACCGACUUUUUGAUUACCUAACAUCCCUUGCUCAGAAGCACAGUACUUUCCGGUUGAUCUCACCUUUACACAAUGAUGUCUAUACUGCUGACCCAGUUAAUGUUGAAUAUAUGCUUAAAACAAAUUUCUCCAAUUAUGGCAAGGGGGAGUAUCAUUGUGGGAUAAUGAGAGAUCUUUUUGGUGACGGGAUUUUCUCUGUGGAUGGGGAUAAAUGGCGCCACCAAAGGAAGCUUGCAAGCUUUGAGUUCUCGACAAAGGUUUUGAGAGAUUUCAGUACUGCUGUGUUUCGAACUAAUGCUGCUAAAUUGGCUUCAAAGGUUUCUGUAGCCGCAUUGGCUAAGCAAACUUUGAAUUUGCAGGAUUUAUUGAUGAAAUCAACUUUAGAUUCCAUUUUCAAGGUUGGUUUUGGGGUUGAACUUAAUACCCUAUCUGGUUCAGAUGAAUGGAGCAAUCAAUUCAUGAAAGCCUUCGAUGAUUCCAAUGGUAUCAUAUUUCGGCGCUAUGUCGAUCAAUUCUGGAGAAUAAAAAGAGUCCUCAAUAUUGGCUUGGAAGCGACUCUGAAGAAGAACAUCAAAGUCAUUGACCGUUUUGUUUAUGAUUUGAUCCAGCGAAAGAGGGAGCAGAUGAAAAGGGGAAGGCUUGAUGGAGGUAAGGAAGAUAUAUUGUCAAGGUUCCUUGUGGAGAGUGAGAAAGAUUCAGAAAACAUGAAUGCUAAAUAUUUGAGAGAUAUAACUCUCAGUUUCAUCAUUGCUGGCAAGGACACAUCUGCGAAUACCCUCACUUGGUUCUUCUACAUGCUGUGUAGACAUCCUUUGGUUCAAGAAAAGGUUGCACAAGAAGUGAGAGAAGCAACUGAAGCUGAGGAUAACUUGUCUACUGAUAUUUUUGCUAAUAGGCUAACUGAAGCUGCCCUGGACAAAAUGCAAUAUCUUCAUGCAGCUCUAACUGAAACUCUCAGACUCUAUCCUGCUGUUCCAGCGGAUGGAAAGAGUUCCGAACAAGAUGAUGUUCUUCCUGAUGGUUUCAAAAUAAAGAAAGGUGACGGCGUGAUCUACAUGGCCUAUGCUAUGGGAAGGAUGACAUUCAUCUGGGGUGAGGAUGCUGAGGAAUUCCGCCCUGAAAGAUGGCUUGAUAAAGGUGUUUUCCGACCUGAAAGUCCUUAUAAAUUCACAGCAUUUCAGGGGGGGCCUCGGAUAUGCUUAGGAAAGGAGUUUGCCUAUAGGCAAAUGAAGAUUUUAGCUGCUGUUCUCAUUUUCUUCUUCAAAUUCAAACUUGUGGAUGAGGAUUAUGAAGCUACUUAUCGAACCAUGUUCACACUCCACAUGGAUAAAGGGCUUCCUCUGUAUGCAUUUCCAAGAAUGUAAUUAGAAAAAGUCCCAAGUGUUUGUCAAUAAUUGUUUCAUUUCUUUGAAGCUACUUAUUGAACCAUCUUCACCCUUCAUAUGGAUAAGGGGUUGGC
Messenger RNA from Ilex paraguariensis (yerba mate), 3193 nucleotides. NCBI's taxonomy places the organism in Eukaryota, Viridiplantae, Streptophyta, Magnoliopsida, Aquifoliales, Aquifoliaceae. The record is from the annotation of a GenBank genome assembly.